Messenger RNA from Pseudo-nitzschia multistriata, 2606 nucleotides. NCBI's taxonomy places the organism in Eukaryota, Bacillariophyta, Bacillariophyceae, Bacillariales, Bacillariaceae. The record is from the annotation of a GenBank genome assembly.
UGACCAUGGAUGCCGACGGAAGGCGUCGUCCCACGCCAGCACGAAUUUUGCACUAAAAAAUGACCAAGAUUCCUAAGGGAAGCGUGUUGACCGAGGUGGAACCGUAUUUGGUGGUGCCCRUGUACAAGGAUGCUAGAACGUCCAGGAGGUCUCGAAGCGACGACACAACCGACCCUACCGUCGUUCCAAACCUAGAAGAGCUACCAAAGUGGGAGGGUUGCCCAAUAUGGGACCAAUGUCGAUCCAUUGAUCUUCUAGAAACACCUGAAAUCAUGAAAUUUCUAAAAAGGGCGAGGCGAAAGAUAUCCUCGUCGUCUUCCGACGGCACCACCGGAUCCUGGCGCAUGUUGUGCAUCCUAGUCACACUGCGCGUGGUAGCAAAGAAUCUCCAUGACCAAAAAGAAAACAACACUGGCUCACCAGAAGGAAACGAACAGCAGAAGAUGGUCAAUUCAAACCCAACCGAACAUGAUAGGAACCGUGGUCAAGCAUUGCCCUGGUGGUCUGUUCUCGUCUCAGACCACUAUGACGACGUACGGGAGAGGGAAAUAUACCCUGGAGACGACGAGGACGAGGACGAAGACGAGAACCAUGCUUUGCUUGUGGAGUUAUGGCCAUUGAUUCAAGACUAUAUUCCUUGGAAAGCAUGCGAACGACUCUAUCUCAGAAUCCAAAAUAGACUGCAUAUUUUGACCAUUCCCCACCCCUUGACGGCAUGGGCACAGAAGACGAUAUUUGAAUUGACCACCGAGGAGCUGGAGGCGAGCUGGAGCGUCCACCAAAACAUAGAUGCGCAAACGAAAAGAAUCUCUAAGGAUAUAAUACCGUUGCAAUCAAAUCGACUACACACUUCCAAGCUUUGGUUGGACCGAGUGGCCAAUAUUCCGGAACGAUUCGUCGGAGUUUUGAUUGAAGAUCCACUGAAGAUCACGAACGGUGACGAAGCAAAUGACCCAUCGAUUGAAAAAAACAGCACCCGCGAUCAGAUCUCCUCUGUUUUGCAGCUUCCAAGACGUUAUCAGUCCUGCCUGCCGAACACAUGCUUAGAAAUAAAUGCGUCAUAUACCAUGGAGGAGCAGAUAAUGCAACUAGGAACAUCGCAAGGCCAUGAGAACCAGAACAUUUGUUGCAGAUGGAUUGCAUUAUACGACUUGACCAAAGCUGAAUCAGAAACAGAGGGAAUGUAUCUUUCGUCAAUGCCAAAAGCAAAGAACUGUAACUGUUUUCGGUGCGCACACGAAAAAAAGAGCAUGGUAUGUUCUCUUGAAAAUGACAAACCGAUUGAAAUCAACUYAGAAAACUUAUAUCAAGCUCAACGAUUGGCGCACUCAUAUUUUCAACAAGAAGCAUUCGAAAAAGCAAUGGCGUUGUAUGAAAAAUGUUAUUGUUAUUGCAAAAAGUCGGUCGCAAACCACACAGAGACGGAACCCAAAGACGAGUUUUCRCAGUGGCUAGCAAAUACAGAGGCCGACUUGUGGCAUAUUAUGGGAGCGGUCUUGCUAUCUCAGCAAAAGUUUGCUCGUGCACAACAGCACUGGAAAAAUGGAAGUCACUACAAACGUGCACACGAAGAAUUAUCAAACCAGUUGUCGAAACAGGAGGCAUACCACUACUUUCUUCCCGAACGCAAGUGCCCGGUCUCAAAAUUGUCCUACAGAAGAAUUGAUCGCUCUGAAUCCCAUUCAAGCCGCCAAAGUGCUAUCAGUGCCGCAACACAGUCUGUCUUUGUUGCAUCAGAUGCUAUUGAUCCUUCGACCUGUCGAAAGCUUAUUYGGUGGGCACUCGAUYAUGCCUCAAACAACGGAGGAUGGACGACCAGCCGUCAUUAUUCGGUCCCCACGACCGAUCUUCCUAUUCACCAGGUGCCUCGAUUAUUGGAAUGGUUCCAAUCAUGGAUGCAAGAGGUUCUCUUCCCGCUCUUGCGAGAUCAGUAUGGAAGCACGAGUGGCAGUGAUGAUAGACGACGKUUUUACGUUCACGAUGCGUUUUUGGUUAGAUACGAAGCCACGGGCUCGAAUUGCUWUUUGCCCCUUCACCUUGAUGAAUCAUCGCACAGUUGCGUUGUGGCGCUAAACGAUGAUUUUGAUGGGGGCGGGUCGUACAUGUACUCUCUCGGGCAAUCCGUUGUCCCGCCAACGGGUGGAUUGGUCAGCUUUUUGGGCAAUCGAUGUCUCCAUGGAGGAACUCCAGUGACCCGCGGGGUGCGAUACAUACUCGCAUUCUUCUUGUACCUUGACGAGGACCUUUSCCAUGGUAGAUCUCCAAAAGCCAACUUGAAUGGGAUCCAAWCCAACAAAACAUCGAGAGAGGAAGUAGUCAGGAGCCGAAAUGAAACUUACAACAAGCGUUUUAAAAAAGAGGAGGGAUCAAAAUCUUGUCCAGCUGAAGGGGGUUUUUCUUUUUCUUUUWUWACUGACUAGUCAAGCAAAGAARAACAGUUUUCGCUGAUGUCGCAGUUAUCUCUUCAAUUCGAGUUUGCAUUUCCAACAUCAUCCCUUCGUCAUAUUACAAGGAAUUGUACRACUGGCACGAACCACGCCCGUAUCAAAAGGUGGUAAUGCUCUUACUGGGGGUCAACAGACUAAGAAUAAGUCUUAAAGAAGCUA